AGAAGAAGAAGAAGGGAGGGAGGCAGGGAGAUAAGCCACAACAGGAAGCAAAACGACACACGCGUACACACACCGUGUUUGUGUGUGUGUGUGUCUGAGAGGGAGACUGCGCGAACGAGAGGGUGAACAGGAAAGGAAGGAAGGGAGGGAGAGUGACGCGGAGGCUGGGAGAGCCGGCCCCCCCCUCCUCCUCUCCUCCUCUCCCUCUCUUUCUCUCCUCUCCUCCUCUCCUCCCCUCCCUCUCUCUCUCUCUGUGGAGCAGGCGUGUAGCGGCAUCAGACUCGGCGUGAAGGAACCAUGAGCGAUGUCACCAUCGUUAGAGAGGGAUGGCUCCAGAAACGGGGUGAAUACAUAAAGAACUGGCGGCCGCGUUACUUCCUGUUGAAGACAGACGGCUCCUUCAUCGGCUACAAAGAGAAACCUCAGGAUGCAGACUUGCCCUACCCCCUAAAUAACUUCUCUGUAGCAAAAUGCCAGCUGAUGAAGACGGAGAGGCCGAAGCCCAACACCUUCAUCAUACGCUGCCUGCAGUGGACCACCGUUAUCGAGAGGACCUUUCACGUGGACUCGCCUGAUGAGAGAGAUGAGUGGACAGAGGCCAUCCAGAUGGUGGCUGACAAGCUGCAGAGACAAGAAGAGGAAAGGAUCCAGUGCAGCCCCACCUCCAACAUCGACAACAUGGUCGAGGAAGAGAUGGACAUCUCCACCACACACCACAAACGCAAGACAAUGAGUGACUUUGACUACCUGAAGCUGCUGGGAAAGGGAACCUUCGGUAAAGUGAUUCUUGUCCGGGAAAAGGCCAGUGGGAAAUAUUAUGCCAUGAAAAUCCUUAAAAAAGAAGUCAUCAUAGCCAAGGAUGAAGUGGCUCACACACUCACAGAGAGCAGAGUACUGAAAAACACCAGACACCCCUUUCUCACUUCAUUGAAGUAUUCAUUCCAGACUAAAGACCGCCUCUGUUUCGUCAUGGAGUAUGUGAAUGGAGGAGAGCUGUUUUUCCAUUUGUCCAGAGAGCGGGUGUUCUCAGAGGAGCGCACGCGCUUCUAUGGCGCCGAGAUCGUCUCGGCUCUUGACUACCUGCAUUCAGCCAAGAUUGUGUACCGGGACCUCAAGUUGGAAAACUUGAUGCUGGAUAAAGACGGCCAUAUCAAGAUCACUGAUUUCGGCCUCUGCAAGGAGGGCAUCACAGACGCUGCUACCAUGAAGACUUUCUGUGGCACGCCCGAGUACCUUGCACCUGAGGUCCUGGAGGACAACGACUACGGUCGGGCGGUGGACUGGUGGGGUUUAGGUGUAGUGACGUACGAGAUGAUGUGCGGCCGACUGCCGUUCUACAACCAAGACCACGAGAAGCUGUUUGAGCUCAUCCUCAUGGAGGACAUAAAGUUCCCGCGAACUCUGUCGUCAGAUGCCAAGUCCCUGCUGUCAGGCCUGCUCAUCAAAGACCCCAACAAACGGCUUGGUGGAGGACCAGAUGACGCUAAAGAAAUAAUGAGACACAGUUUCUUCUCUGGCGUUGACUGGCAGGAUGUCUAUGAUAAAAAGAUGGUCCCUCCCUUCAAGCCUCAGGUGACGUCGGAGACAGACACCAGAUACUUUGACGAGGAGUUCACAGCCCAGACCAUCACAAUCACUCCACCAGAGAAAUUUGAUGAGGACGGGAUGGACUGUCUGGAUAACGAGAGAAGACCGCACUUCCCACAGUUCUCCUACUCUGCCAGCGGGCGGGAAUGAACUGUCCAUCACGGUGACAUCAUCACAGCUGUUCUCUGAGGUCAUCAGUGUGGGACAAAAAGACCCACAGCUUUGGACCGACCCAGAAAGACUUGAAGGAUUUUGCCCUUCUCCUCCUCUCCUCUUUCUCCUCCUCUCUUUUUCACCUCUGCAGUCUGCUUAUUGAUUUCUUUUUUAUUUUUUAUUUUUAUGAAUCCCUUUUUAGAGAGAACUUCCAGGCAAAAUUACUUUCUAAUCCCGCACUGCAACCCUUGGUGAUCCAAACUGUGAUGUGAUCAGUUACUAUGUAAUUUCCCUUUAAUGACAGGAGCAUCACCGGUGCCCUGCUGUGCUUUGACAUGUGUCAGUCCUGCCAAACUCUAAAAAACAAAAACAACAAACUUCUGAUCAAGUUUGAAAAAAAAGCAUUUUUAAGGAGACGUUUUUGUCGCUUCUUAUCUGUAAGAUGGAGCAUUUUAAGUCAUUCAAACCUAAACUGCCGUUACCGGUUGUAUCUCAGGCUUUUGCAAACAGACGGAUACUCUCGGACUCCGAGAGAGAGACACUCGGGUCUGGUUUCAAAUCCUAACCUAAAUAAUUCUGGGAUUGAUUGAGGCUGCCUGGCAUUGAGGGAGCAGUUGUCAUCAGUGAGCAGAAUCCUGCACAGCUCACGUUGUCGAGCAGGAUUUGACUCAGGUUUUGCUCAGUGCAAUUCAUUAUCGUUGUUGCUGCUAUUUCAACUACUACUACAAUUACUACAGGUACUACUACUACUACUACUACUACUGCUAUACUGCUACUACUAAAACCCGGUGCUACACUACUAGCUUAAUGCUGCAGGUCAUUAUACAGGCGCCAGCAACACAUCAACCACCUGUAUUAACGUCUAUGCUUGUACAGCUGCAGAACAGGUGUUGCUAUUACUCCUAAUGUACUGCUAUCACACAUCAACUCUGUAGAUGAUAGGAUGUAAUUUGUGUGUGUGUGUGCGUGUGUGUGAGAGAGAGUGACUAUUAAGAGUUUGUGUUUAAGAACGCACCUCAAAGCACAGCAGUUCAAAAGGAUGAAGCCCCCAAACCACAAGCUUUACUACAUUACCCACAAUGCAGUGCAAGGUGGUUGUUAUAUCCAUCAAUGUGGAGGUGAAAAAUGAGAGGAUAACAUGGUUUGAAUGUUUCCCCCAGAGUUUUUUUUUAUUUUUUUUAUUAAUUUAUUUAUUUCAACCCCUCUGAGUUCAAAUCUUUUCUGUCCCAAAAAGGAAAACAAAAAACGGUACUUUUGUUUUGAUGAUGAAGCUUUACUGUGACAUGUUGUUGUCACAGCUUUGGGAAACCACACGGCUGUACCUCUCUGUGUUUGUGCAGGAAAGGGAAACUGCAGCAAGAACAGAUUCACCACAGAGUGAAAAGAGGCCAGGAUGGCAGGUUGGGCAUUUGUGAUGAGAAGAGAGAGAAAAAAAGAGCGAGAGAGCACAGGUGAAAAGCUCCAAGAAUGAUAAAAUAUUUAUAAUGUGAUUAUUUAUGACGUAUUGAUGAGUGAGGUAACAGCAGAUUUCCUGUUUCCUGUGAGAUUCUUAUGAAGGAUUGUUUUUAAAAAAAAGACGUUAUGGUCUGUGAGGAGGUACGCAACAGUUAUGGGUUUACACCAAUCACAGCAAUGGCUAUAAUAUAUAUAUGUUCUAUUUAUUGUUCUACUCAUCGGUUUUAUAUUUAACUUUUUCUAUUGUUAUUACAUUAUUCUAGAAAAAAAUAUUUCUUAGGGCUGAGAGAAGAAAAAAAAAUGGCACCUCAAGAAACAAAAAUGGCUGAAGAAUGUAGGAGGGAAAGCAGAUAGCCUUCCUGCUCCAUUGUUUAUUUAAAUUAUGUUUUUGUGUUGUUUUGUGACCAAAAUGUGACAGCAGAGAGGUGACGGGACACAUUAAGGACAGAUGGUAGUUGACUGUGAGCUUAAAGGAGGUAAAAACAUUUUUUUUAAAGCAGAAAUUUCUUUAUUUAAUCACCCUUUCUUCUUUAAAAUCAUCCCACAGGUGUUUACUGAAGGCUCAUUUGCUUAUUGACACAAAUGUUGCCCAUAUUUAAUCUCACCACAGGUGUGAAGGCUGAGACAGAGAGUUCAGAGAGAAAGAUGAAAUGGAAGUUGAGCAGAAAGAAUACAAGUGCAGCACAGAAGUCUGAAUGUAAAGGAGUAAGGAUGGAGGAGAUUCGAUACUGAACUGUAAGUGCUACUGUUUACUGUAAGUGUGUCGAGACAGAGUGAAGGAGAAAGAUAUGUUUGUCAGUCAGUUCUUUAGAUUGUAGAUGAGAAAGAGCAUUUUCCUGCCUUUAUUUAAAAAAAUUGGGAUGAUCAGAGUCACUGUCCGUCUUUAAUGUGCGCCGUCACUUCUCAGGCCUGGACUUUGUUUGUUUGCGUCGUCAUGUCUUCCAGUCUGACCAACAACAUUUAAAAUCCCCUCGAUUUCUCUGUCUUCAAAUGCCAGUAAGCCUUAUGGUUUAAAACUUUGACAUCCAGCACUUCAGAGUACAAAAAAAAAAUCACAAGAUGUGAGGAAAUAUAUUUUUAGAAAUUUGAAUUUUCAACUGCAUCUUUAAAAAACAAACAAACACGUUAUAAUGUGGAAGACCUUCAAUAUCUGGAUGACAGAUUGAAAGAGAGCAGUAAGGGGAUGUGCUCUCUUUAGGUGUGGGAAAAUGUAUUCCAAUAUUUAUUAUUUGAAUGUUUUUAUUAUUAUCACUGUUGGAUAACUUGAAUUUCUUUUCUAUUUAAUUUAUUUGGUGUCAUCUUGUUUUGGAGUUUAGCAGUACGGGGGUGUAGUUGUGUUUCACUCUGCAGUUUAAGUCUUCAGAGAUUUUGUUCUAAAAAUAAAUGCCUCCUUUUUUUUCUUUACAGAAAUCUCUUAUACGACACAUUACCUGUUUUUCCGCUGCUCUUAAGUCCGUACGCUUUACACUUGCACAUCCAUUAAAUUGCUAUUAGCUGGCAAAGGCGCUUUAUGGCAGAAAGAAGAAAAGGAUGGCGCUGGCCUGCAUGCUGUAGUCCUCUGUCCGCACUACCAGUCCUGAGUCAAAGUAGCAGUCAGAACUCUUAUGAAAAAUACUUCUCUGUGAUCGAUUGAGCCUGUCUGGCACAACUGACGCAGACGACUAGUUCAAAAUGAGUACAAUUCCCACCCAGCUGGCACCCUCGACAGGCUCAAGCAAAACACUCCCAAGUAUUUGGAAGGAUUUCAGCUUUGAUUUGACCCAGGUCUGCAAGCGACUGAGGAGUUCUAGCUGUAUGUGCACGCUUACCGCCAAAAUCAUUAGAAACCAGAGUUCAUGAAAUACCGCUUUGUAGCUUUGGCCACAGCACUUUCACAUCCAUCACUUUUUAUAUGAUUCAGAGGAAUCUGAUUCAGCCCUGCUUUAAAGGAAGAUUUUUAGCCUUUUUUAUGUUUUUAAGAAAGUGAGGAUUUUUAAAGCACAUCUCCCCUCCACAUACAACCGAUGGCUUUGAUGUUGCUCUGAUGUCUGGAGUUGGCAGGACCUGGGUGAUUGUGUCCCACAUGCCAGAGACGAGUCAGUGCUGCCACUGCAGAAUCACACUCAGUGGAAAUGUUCAGUGAUUUGGUCAGUCUUCAUAAACUAAAAAUGUUUGGAAAACUCCACUGAUGUCACAGACUCCUUCUCCACUGCUGUUUUUGAAAAGUUUUUUC
This is a messenger RNA of Centropristis striata (black sea bass), 5407 nucleotides long. It is a transcript of the gene akt3a, whose product is annotated as v-akt murine thymoma viral oncogene homolog 3a. Gene Ontology annotation, biological process: protein phosphorylation. The record is from RefSeq and is a predicted model, not a curated record. Lineage: Eukaryota; Metazoa; Chordata; Actinopteri; Perciformes; Serranidae. The coding region runs from base 298 to 1737 and encodes 479 amino acids. Gene Ontology annotation, molecular function: ATP binding; protein serine/threonine kinase activity. The transcript is spliced from 13 exons.